Messenger RNA from Pestalotiopsis fici W106-1, 2505 nucleotides. Its product is annotated as beta-glucosidase I. Gene Ontology annotation, biological process: glucan catabolic process. The transcript has 7 exons. NCBI's taxonomy places the organism in Eukaryota, Fungi, Ascomycota, Sordariomycetes, Amphisphaeriales, Sporocadaceae. Gene Ontology annotation, molecular function: beta-glucosidase activity. The record is from RefSeq and is a predicted model, not a curated record. The coding region runs from base 1 to 2505 and encodes 834 amino acids.
AUGGCGGAUCUCAACGUAGACGAGGUGCUGAAGAAGCUCACCUUGUCCGAGAAGGUGGAUCUGCUCUCAGGCAUUGACAUGUGGCAUACCAAGGCAUUGCCUCAUCAUGGGAUUCCUUCAGUACGGACUUCUGACGGCCCAAAUGGUGUUCGAGGAACCAAGUUCUUUAAUGGCGUGAAGGCAGCAUGUUUCCCCUGUGGAACAGGGCUUGGAGCCACAUUCAAUGUCGAGCUCUUGGAGGAGGCCGGAAAGUUAAUGGCCGACGAGGCCAAAGCCAAGGGAGCGCACGUCAUUCUCGGUCCCACCAUCAACAUGCAGCGAUCGCCGCUCGGCGGGCGUGGCUUUGAGUCCAUUGGCGAAGACCCAUUCUUGGCUGGUCUUGGAGCCGCGGCUCUUGUCCGGGGUAUUCAGUCCAAAGGCAUCCUGGCCACGAUCAAGCACUUUGUUUGCAACGACCACGAGCACAAGCGCAAUGCUGUCCAGGCCAUGGUUACAGAGCGAGCUCUGCGCGAGAUCUACGCGCUCCCUUUCCAGCUUGCAGUGAAAGGCUCCCAGCCGGCCGCAUUCAUGACGGGCUACAAUGGCGUGAACGGCACAUAUUGUAGUGAGAAUGACAAGUUGCUUGACAAGAUGCUCCGCACAGAAUGGGGGUGGGAGGGACUCGUGAUGAGUGAUUGGUGGGGAACGUAUAGCACAACAGAAGCUGCCAUAGCAGGACUAGAUCUGGAAAUGCCAGGACCAACACGAUUCCGUGGUGAUGCCCUCAAAUUCAAUGUCCAGACAGACAAGGUACGAGAGCACAUCAUCGACGACAGAGUAAGGACUCUCCUCGAGUUUGUCAAGAGAAGUUACGAGAGUGGCGUCGAAGAGAAUGCCCCGGAAAAGACUCUGGAUACGCCAGAGACAGCAGCACUCCUCCGAAAGAUUGGCAACGAAGGCAUCGUUCUCUUGCAGAAUGAGAAGAACGUGUUGCCUUUGAAAAAGGACAAGAAGACCGUCGUCAUUGGACCCAAUGCAAAGAUUGCUACCUACCAUGGAGGUGGUUCUGCUUCUCUUGCAGCUUACUAUGCAGUCACCCCAUUCGAUGGUAUCAAGGAGAAACUAGGCAAGACUCCCGAAUACACUGUUGGCCAAUACUCACACCUGAUGCUGCCGCCUCUGGGCUUCUCGACCAAGUCUCUCAAUGGAAACGAUGGAAUGACCAUGAGAUUUUACAACGAGGCACCAGACGUUACCGGAAGGAAGGCCUUUGACGAGCUCGAGAUUCUCAAGACUGACAACUUCCUCAUUGACUAUGAGCACCCGGAUCUCAAGUCGGAGCUUUUUUAUGCCACACUGGAAGGCACAUUGACUCCUGAUGAAGACUGUACCUAUGAGUUCGGUCUCGUCGUGUGCGGUAGUGGCAACCUCUACGUUGACGGAAAGUUGGUUAUCGAGAACACCACCAAGCAGACGCUGGGCAGUUCAUUCUUUGGAUGUGGCACGGUGGAGGAGAAGAGCUUUUACGAGGUCAAGAAGGGACAAUCAUACCAGAUCAAGGUCGAGUUUGGAUCGACCCCAACGUCAAAGCUCGGCGAUCAGGCUGUGCUCAUGCGAGGUGGUGCUGUCAGACUCGGCGGUUGCAAAGUGAUCGACCCCAAAGCCGAGAUUGAACGUGCUGCAGCUCUUGCCAAGGAUGCCGACCAAGUCAUUGUUUGCGCCGGACUCAAUGCUGACUGGGAGACUGAAGGCGCAGACCGGGAGCAUAUGGCUCUCCCUCCUGGUAUGGAUGACUUGAUAUCCGCCGUCGGAAAAUCCAACUCCAACACGGUCGUCGUACUGCAAUCCGGCACACCCGUGGAGAUGCCUUGGAUCAAGGACGUCAGUUCCGUGGUCCAGGCCUGGUACGGAGGCAACGAGACUGGAAACACCAUUGCCGACGUGCUGUUUGGCGACGUCAACCCGUCAGGAAAACUAAGUCUGAGUUUCCCAGUUCGUGGAUCAGACAACCCGGCAUUCCUCAACUACCGCACAGAGGGAGGCCGCGUGCUCUACGGCGAGGACAUUUACAUUGGCUACCGCUACUACGAGUUUGCCCAGCGCCCGGUUCUUUUCCCUUUUGGACACGGCUUGAGCUACACCACAUUUGCCUUUUCAGACUUGUCCAUUUCCGAAAAGGAAGGCAAACUCCGCAUUGACGUUCGCAUCGAAAACACGGGUGAUAUCCGUGGUGCCGAGGUGGCGCAGGUGUACGUCGCACCCAAGCAGAAAUCCAAGGUCAACCGACCGGUCAAGGAGCUCAAGGGCUUUGCAAAGGCUGAGCUAGGACCUGGAGAGAGCAAGGUCGUCACCGUCGAGCUCGACGCCAAGUAUGCCGGCGCCUACUGGGAUGAAGAGCGUAACAAGUGGUGUGUCGAGGCUGGAGAAUACGAGAUUAUUGUGAGUGACAGCAGCGAAGUCAAGGACGCCAAGGCAGUCAAGGCCUCGUUCAAGGUACAAAAGACGACCUGGUGGUCUGGGCUGUAG